Messenger RNA from Ochotona curzoniae (black-lipped pika), 2051 nucleotides. RefSeq names its product dipeptidase 2-like. Gene Ontology annotation, molecular function: metallodipeptidase activity. Bases 296 to 1945 code for a protein of 549 amino acids. Lineage: Eukaryota; Metazoa; Chordata; Mammalia; Lagomorpha; Ochotonidae. Gene Ontology annotation, biological process: proteolysis. The transcript is spliced from 11 exons. The record is from RefSeq and is a predicted model, not a curated record.
CUAGCUGAGGUGGGGUCCACCUUCUUACCUGGCUUCCACGUUAAGGUGGGAGAGAGGGAAGCCGGUAGCAGCUCAACCAGCAGCUCUGGGGUGGAGGGGUCUGCCCUUCUGGAAAGCACUCCAUUUCUUCCAUCUAAUAACCUUGCUGUAUGCUUUAUCAGUUCUCUCUCCAUUCCGGCCCUGGGGAACUUUUCCCUGAGGCUGACCAGACAGUUGGGGGACCCAUGUUCCUAGCAGUUCCCAGUGAGGACCACUGGCGUCUGGGAAUGGACAUGGCAGGCAGGAUAAGACAAGCAUGAGCGCUCAGGAAGGAGUGGUGGCCGGUUUCCCGCAUUCAAAUUCACCUCUUAUUUCCAGAUACUGUUCCCUCCCCCACACACUACCGAGACCCCUGGAAACCGGAACCCAGAGCGCCGCAUGGCGGCCCUCCCGGGGCCGGGGCUCCAGCGAUCAGCACGUCUGCCCGGAUCCGUGCACGAUGCCACCCGCGGGCUUCGAAGGUCCCCAUUUGCUCGGCUGGUGGCCUCGUCCGCCUCAGCUGUUUCUGCUCCUGCUGCUGCUGCUCCUACCGCAGCCCAUAACCCGCGCUCAGACUUCACCCAGCACCCCUGGCGGGCCCACCACCAGGGGCGCCCCGGGCACCACAUCCACGCCAGGCGCCCGUAGCGCCUCAACGACGCUGGGUACCCCCAGCUCCCGGGCCCUUGAAGAGCGGGCACGGGCCUUGAUGCGGGACUUCCCACUUGUGGAUGGCCACAAUGACCUGCCCCUUAUCUUGAGAAAAGUUUCCUCAAAAGGGCUACAGGAAAUCAACUUGCGGAACUUCAGUCAUGGCCACACCAACCUGGAAAAGCUUAGAGACGGUUUUGUGGGUGCCCAGUUCUGGUCAGCCUACGUCCCAUGCCAGACCCAGGACCAGGAUGCCCUGCGCCUCACCCUGGAGCAGAUUGACCUCAUUCGUCGCAUGUGUGCCUCCUACUCUGAGCUGGAGCUGGUGACCUCAGUCCAAGCCCUGAACAACACCUGGAAAUUGGCCUGCCUUAUCGGCGUGGAGGGUGGCCACUCCCUGGACAGCAGCCUCUCUGUGCUGCGCAGUUUCUAUGUGCUGGGAGUGCGCUACCUGACGCUCACCCACACCUGCAACACCCCCUGGGCUGAGAGCUCCACCAAGGAUAUCCACCCCUUCUACAGCAAUGUCAGUGGACUCUCCAGCUUUGGUGAGAAGGUGGUGGCAGAAAUGAACCGCCUGGGCAUGAUGAUAGACUUGUCCCACGUCUCUGAUGCUGUGGCCCGGCGGGUCCUGCAAAUGUCACAGGCGCCUGUCAUCUUCUCCCAUUCGGCUGCCAGGAGUGUAUGUGAGAAUCCUCGGAAUGUUCCUGAUGACAUCUUGCAGCUUCUGAAGAAUGGUGGCAUCGUGAUGGUGUCCUUGUCUGUAGGGGUACUGCAGUGCAACCUCUUAGCCAACGUGUCCACUGUGGCAGAUCAUUUUGACCACAUCAAAGAAGUCAUUGGAUCCAAGUUCAUUGGGAUUGGUGGUGAUUAUGACGGAACCAGCAACUUCCCCCAGGGGCUGGAGGAUGUGUCUAAGUACCCGGUGCUGAUAGAGGAGUUGCUGAGGCGGGGCUGGAGUGAGGAAGAGCUCCAAGGUGUGCUCCGUGGAAACCUGCUACGGGUCUUCAGCCAAGUGGAACAGGUACGGGAGCAAAACAAAUGGCAAAGCCCGCUGGAGGACAAGUUCCCAGAGGUACAGCUGGGGAGCACCUGUCGCUCCUCGCAACCACGCCUGCAUCGGCGACAGUAUGCGUUUUCAGACCAGCGACCCACUGAAGUUUCAACACAUUGGUCAUUAGACUUAUCCAACGUGUCACUCUCCAAAUCUCCACUACACAGGGCCUCAGGGCUCCUGGCUACUGCCACCUUUGCAAUCCUCAUUCUGUGGCUCUGACAAAUGUGGUGCUGCCAGAUAUCACUGACAGCUACAGAUGCUCCUGCAAAACUUCCCCUUUGUGAAGACAUAAGCAUUUCCUAGAAAUAAAUAUUUUGGAUGUGAA